CAAAGGCGUCCAGGGAUUUAUCCAGAAAGAUCAGUCUGGGGACUUGGAAGUAGAGGGACUCAGCGGGUGGCUUGAGGCAUCGGAUGUUGGUGCAGGGAGAAAGAGAUGAGCAGCAACAAGUGUGAGUGAGCACCGUGCACGUGAUCAGGGGAGUGCAGGACGAAGCCGAGUCUUCAGCAGUAUGUGUGUGACCAGAUCAGACGUAAGACUUGCUGUAGGAAGGGGACCAAUUUUAAUGAGUCAUCUGGGACUGGAAGAGGACAAUGGAGUUGGACAAGAAACACUGCUAUUAAUUUCUCUUUGGACUUAUGCAUGAGGGUAACCCGCACAUCCUGCUGAACCAUGGCUGGCAAGCAACGGAGGCAGUGGAGGUCCACGGGCAAAGGCCUGGUUCUAGGAACCCUCCUGACCAGCUGCACAAUCCUGAUUUACUGCCUCUCCUCUGCUCAGAUCCCUUCCAGCCAUCCGGAGGUUCCAGUGCCUUACUCUUGUGCCCACCGUCCGUCCCAGCUCCGUCCCAAACGAAUCACCAACCGCUCACAGCAAACCACUGAGCCGACCUGCACUCCUAGGGUGGACAUCAUGUUCAUGAAAACCCACAAAACAGCCAGCAGCACCUUCCUCAACAUCCUUUUCCGCUUUGGGGAGAAGCAUCGACUCAAAUUUGCCUUCCCUGACAGCAGAAACGACUUCUUCUAUCCGUCGCUGUUCCAGCGCUCCCAGGUUAAAGACUACAGACCUGGAAUGUGCUUCAACAUUAUCUGUAAUCACAUGCGCUUCAAUGCACCCGAGGUGACCAAGUUGCUCCCCACGGACACUUCCUACAUCACCAUUUUGCGAGACCCCGCGGAGCUCUUUGAGUCAUCCUUCCACUACUUUGGCCGGCUGGCGCCUUUUACCUGGAAGAUACCAGGUCAUGACAAGCUGACUGAGUUUCUGCGCGACCCCCAUUACUACUUUGAUCCAGACGGCUUUAACGCUUUCUACCUCAAGAAUCUGCUGUUCUUUGACUUCGGACAGGCCAACACUCUGGAGCUGGAUGAUCCGCGGGUAGAAGAGGGAAUCCAAUCCAUCACAGACCGUUUCCAGCUGGUCAUGUUGGUGGAAUACUUUGAGGAAUCGCUCAUCCUGCUCAAGGAGGCCCUAUGUUGGGAGAUGGACGACUUGCUCUUCUUCAAGCUCAACGCCCGCAAGGGGUCCACUGUGUCUAAACUCACGCCCCAGCUGAGGGCCAAGGCUCUCCAGUGGAACGCUGUGGACUGGAAGCUGUACCAGCAUUUCAACCAGACUUUUUGGAAGAAAGUUGAUGCAUAUGGAGCGCGGCAGAUGGCCGAGGAUGUGGCCGAGCUCAGGAGAAAGAACGCAGAGAUGGCGUCCAUCUGCAUCGAGGGGGGUCGAGCUGUAGAGGCCGGAAGCAUCCAGGAGACGGCCAUGCAGCCAUGGCAACCCAUCGGAGAGAAGUCCAUCAUGGGCUACAACCUGAAGAAGAACGUGGACAAGGCACACAGGAAGUUGUGCCGAAAGAUGCUGAUGCCGGAGCUGCAGUACUUGACGGAGCUCGGAGUCAACCUGUGGAUCACCAAGCUGUGGGGCCACGUUCGAGACGUCAUCAACUGGUGACGAGACGCGUGAGCAAGAGGUUCAACUCGGACAGACUCUAUUCAAAGAAGAAGAAUCUGACUGUGUGGCUGAUAAAUGAAAAUUCGUACAAAUAUGUCCCUUUUCAAUCUUAUGACCCGUCCAUUUUUGGAGGAAAUUCAUACACAACGGCUUAAUUGCAUCUCGUUUGUUUGUGUGCUAUAAUGUCUUUGAAAAUAAAUACUGUAGACCUCCCAAUCUACAAAUACUGAACCAGUUUACUACACACACAUAAGGCUAAAUAUUUUACCCUAUAUUCUUUCUCUGACCUAAUGCAGCAAAUGAGUACGUAAUAUAUAUAUAUGAUAUAUAGAAUUAAGACAAAAAUGCUGCCUUCCCUGCCAAAUUGUUUAAGAUUGUUUGAAGACUCAAAAGAAGUUCUGUUUGAAGAGGCUGAAAUAGAGAUGGGAAAAAUGUGAAUUUAAGAAAUAUAUCCCACUUUACUGUCUGUGGAGGACAAAAUCAGCCAUAAUUUAAAUAAUAGGGUUGCAAACACGGACCUUCAUAUGGCUGCCUUUAAUACUUUUCAUAAGAGGGAAAGCACGUCCGGGUUCAACUAAUGACACUAAUGAUCGCUUCGUUUCCGGAGCUACUACAUCCAACAAAGCAAUAGUUGUUAUUCUUAUUAUUACUGUACACCUGUGCUUUUUCAGCAGCUACAUUCUGAAAGCUCUGUCUGUAAUGGGCAAUAAUAUGUUACUUUUGUUUAAUGCCAUAUUACUAACUGCGCAAUGACUUUUGUGCUAUAUGAAAUAACAUUUAUGCUUCUUUGGCCAAUUAUCCUGAUACCACUUCAUAAACCUCCUUUUGGCGUUCGCCCUCGCCAUGGAUUUGGCAAUGACGAUGUGGUGAAAAAUUGUUGCAUAGUGAAUCACAAAAUGUUCAGCCAAAUAAGGUAAAUCAUGUCUAGAUCACUAUGACUAACAGUGUUAAACACCAACAGCAUGUGGUUGCACAGCCUUGUGACCAUAGCGUACUGAAAAGAAUACAAAUGAAAAACUUGUAUUUAUCCAUUGUAUUGAGAAGUAUAUAUUUCACAAUACUUUCACAAUAUAUUUCACUAAUAUAGUAUUGUGCAUUGUAUUACUAAUUACUUUUUGAUACAUGUCCAUACAUAUAUAUUUUUUCCUUUUUUAUUCAUCCAGGUUAUCUAUUUAUUGAUAGCUAUGGUUAUAUAUUAAUGUAUCUAUAAUUUACUGAUUUUGUCCUCCAUAUAUUUUUCUGAUUCUUUUCAUCCUCAAAAUAAAUUGAAAAUGACAUUUCAUAUAUGUUGAUGAUUGUGAUUCAUUAAACAGACAUUUGCUGUCAGUGGGUGACUGUUCCAUCCUUAUAUUACUCCAUGUAUAAAAAGUAGCAAUAUUUUUUUGUGGUUUAUUGUGCAUGAAUGUAUACGGCAUCCCGUUUAUAAAAACUGUACAACCAAAA
This is a messenger RNA of Gasterosteus aculeatus aculeatus (three-spined stickleback), 3063 nucleotides long. RefSeq names its product galactose-3-O-sulfotransferase 1a (gene gal3st1a). Gene Ontology annotation, cellular component: membrane. NCBI's taxonomy places the organism in Eukaryota, Metazoa, Chordata, Actinopteri, Perciformes, Gasterosteidae. The record is from RefSeq and is a predicted model, not a curated record. Gene Ontology annotation, biological process: myelination; galactosylceramide biosynthetic process. Gene Ontology annotation, molecular function: galactosylceramide sulfotransferase activity.